Messenger RNA from Adineta steineri, 801 nucleotides. NCBI's taxonomy places the organism in Eukaryota, Metazoa, Rotifera, Eurotatoria, Adinetida, Adinetidae. The record is from the annotation of a GenBank genome assembly.
AUGGUUCCGCUAGAAGAUGUAAUACGAAUUCGUUAUAAAGCAGAAGUUAAAAAGGCUAUGCAAGCUGACAUCAAAUCAUAUUUAGUUCCCGUACAUGGACCUAGUGACCAUCGUUGUGAUACUUGUUGUGCUUCAAUAAUCAAUUGUUGUCGUAAAAAUCGUGCUUGUUGCUGCUGUCGAGAAAAAAUUACAGUUGCUCCUCAUGUUGAGAACACAACAAUUAUCACUGAUGCUGAUCCAAAUCGAGCUACAAACUAUGUUGAGGAAGAUGUAGCUCCUACGGAAGUUAAAGAAGGUUGUCGUACUAGAUGUGGUAAUCGUUUUCGCUGUUGGUGUUGUGGAAAGAAGAAAUUACUUAAGUUCAUUAAAAGAACAAACACCAAGGCUCAACGACAGGCAGAACGUGUAGUAACAAUGACAAUCGAAUACAACAAGUACAGUAAUCUUGAUUCAGCUACACAUACAUGUUUACUUAGUGAGCAAGAUCGAUUCGCCUACUACAAACACAAAUUUCAAGCGGAUUUAGAAUUGACUUUCUAUUUAAUCAACGACCAAGAAUAUGAGCAAACAAAUUUUGAUGCGAAGAAAAACGAAGCUGAAACUCUAUGUCGAGCAGUAAUGCAGUUAAAGGGCAUGAAAAAACAAUAUCCAUCAGAAGAUCAAUUAGAAAAGAUUCUUAAUCAAGCUCAUCAAAGAACAUUCGGUGUGGUAUUUCAUGAACCUGCCUUGCAACUUGAAUCAGCCAGGGAUUUACCAAGAAUAGGUGGUGGUCGUUUAGAUGGACAUCUUCCUCCGAUAUAA